GGGCAGUCUGAUAAACCUAUCAUUUCAUUUUGUAUCAUUAAAGCUUUUAGUUGAAUUUAACCUGAAUUUAAUAAAAUAAUUUAAAUCAAGAAUCUCUGAUAUAUCGCAUUGAAAAAGUGAGAUCAUAUCAUAUAAUUGGUGAAUUCUUCUAUCAACAUCAAAUAAUAUCUGAAUCUCAAUCAAUGCCUAUAAAGAGGUUGGUGUUUAUGGAGGUGGAACCACCGAGUCCAAUAAGAUACUUGAUCGGAUCAGCGAUUAUGAUGAUCGGAGUUGUAUUGCCCCUUGGUUAUAUGAUGUUUCGCAACAAACGCGUUCCGUCUUCUUCGCCUUUCGCUAAACAGACGUAAGAGCAAAGUUAUGAUAUAGAGUGGCAAAGGCGUGAAAACAUAUUUGCUUUGUAGUUUGAGGCAUUGAAGAGUAGACUUUGAGGUAAUAGCGAGUAUGCACACACAGUGAAUGUAAUUGCUUACGCUCACUCUGAUCUUUGAUUCUCAGAAAUUGAGUUCAAUCUUAGAAAUGGUCUUAUAUCGGGUGUUGUUCGAGCUCUAAAUUUGACUUUAUAAGAACAUGAAAAUCCAAAUUAUAUUCCCUUUUUCUUUAUGGAAA
Messenger RNA from Erigeron canadensis, 606 nucleotides. RefSeq lists its product as uncharacterized. The transcript is spliced from 3 exons. Lineage: Eukaryota; Viridiplantae; Streptophyta; Magnoliopsida; Asterales; Asteraceae. Gene Ontology annotation, cellular component: Golgi apparatus. The record is from RefSeq and is a predicted model, not a curated record. Bases 183 to 347 code for a protein of 54 amino acids.